Molecule: messenger RNA, 3647 nt
Organism: Microplitis mediator
Lineage: Eukaryota; Metazoa; Arthropoda; Insecta; Hymenoptera; Braconidae
Product: 4'-phosphopantetheine phosphatase
Exons: 10
Coding region: 133-2499 (788 amino acids)
Biological process (GO): coenzyme A biosynthetic process
Cellular component (GO): nucleus; cytosol
Molecular function (GO): ATP binding; pantothenate kinase activity
Source: RefSeq, a predicted model, not a curated record
CAUAUAUAUAGGUACAUAUACUCAUAUAUAAAUAUAUACAUGUAUGCAACAGCUGUUGUGUUUUUAGAUUAAAAAAUUGACAAGUUAUCAAUUGGAAAAUAUUUAUCAAGAUUUUGAAAUUUGUAAUAAAAAAUGGCAGAGAUUGAUGAUAAAGAACUGCACCCAAAAAGUAUUAAACUUCCAGCAGCUGUCGAAGUAUUUGCGAAUUUAAAAAACGCUCAAAAUUUCGCCAUCGAUAUCGGAUUGUCAUUGACAAAAAUUGCGUAUUAUUCGACAAUAAGUUAUCGGAAAGCGUUGUAUGAUAACGAGGAAUUAAAUAAUGACAGCAGUGAACUGAUAACCUACAAGCUGCAAAAAGGCUCACGGCUUCAUUUCGUUAAAUUCGAAACUCGUCAUAUUGAAAAUUGUCUGGAUUUUGUGAAAGAAAAUCUUGUUAAUGCAGAACGUUUUCAAGGAAAAAGUAUUAAAGUUACUGGAGGCGGUGCUUUUAAAUAUUCAAAGUCUAUUCAAUCAAAAUUAGGUUUGCUAGUUGACAAAGAAGAUGAAAUUUCAUGUCUGAUAAAAGGCUGUAAUUUUUUAUUAAAAAAUAUUCCCUGCGAGUCAUUUGAAUUUGAACGUCACGGUAACCCCGAGUAUAAAUUUGAAAAAGCUGGACCCAAUAUAUUCCCAUAUUUACUAGUCAAUAUUGGAAGCGGUGUCAGUAUUUUAAAAGUGCAAUCCGAAGAAGAGUUUGAGCGAGUGGGUGGUACUGCUACUGGUGGCGGAACAUACUGGGGUCUUGGUUCAUUACUAACUAAAGCUAAAGGGUUCGAUGAACUGCUGGAACUAGCGGAGAGGGGAGAUCACAGAAACGUGGACAUGCUCGUCAAAGAUAUUUAUGGCGGAGAUUAUUCGUCACAGGGGCUGUCAGGAGACUUGAUCGCCUCGUCUUUUGGGAAGACCAUGUCCUGCAAUACGAUACCGGGGCCGCAUAAUUUUUCCGAGGCUGACAUUGCCAGGAGUUUGUUGUUUAUGAUCAGCAACGACAUUGGGCAGAUCGCCAGUCUCUAUGCUUCCAUUCAUAAUAUGGAUAAAGUUUAUUUCGGUGGUUAUUUUUUGAGAAAUCAUCCACUUUCAAUGCAUUCUAUUUCAUUUGCUAUUAAAUAUUGGUCUCAUGGUAAAGUAAAACCGUUAUUUCUACGUCACGAAGGAUAUCUCGGUGCCAUAGGAGCGUUUUUAUACGGCACUGAACAAGCCAACUCCUACAGUUGGCUAGAAAAUUACGCCGGGUCAUCAGGAUUCAAAGACUCAGUAGCGACGGACUUGGGAAUAAAAGUCGACCAACUGGAAAUAGAUCGAGCCGAGAACGCUGUGAGUUUCUGCCCAUUGCUGACUGACCCUGUCUCUUACAACCCCGACACCACGGACCUGGCCCAGGACAAAGAAGCUCGGGACUACUGGCUCCAGUGUUUCGAGGAGUCAGUCGACAAAUUUGUAGCUCGUGCCAUUCACAGUCAGCCUCAGAGCCCCACUGCCAAAGACCGCGCCAGCAAACUCAAAGAAAAAUACGUAAAUCGUCUUCAUUACUUGCAUCUACAACCAUUUGCAUACGGAACUUUGACUGUCAGAACUCUACUGGACACCAUCGAGCACUGCAUGAAAGAAUUUGAUUUUCCGGACCCUUAUUUCGAGUUAAAAAAACAUGAGAAUGAGGAGGCGCUAAAUUUUUUAGAACAACGUCUAGAUGUUAUAGAUAAAUUAGCAGGAGCUGAAAAAAUUACCGACUUAAUUUUAGGAGUUUUGGCUGGUAAUAUUUUUGACUGGGGAGCCCAAGAAGUUGCUGAUAUUAUGGAGUCAACAACAUUUCGGUUUGAAGAUGCUCAGAAUAAAAUUCCAGGCAGGCCAUGGCUACAAGACAAUUUGGACGAUUGGAUAACGAGACUCGAACAAGAUCCGCCGCAUAAAUGUGCGGCGAUAUUCGUUGACAACAGCGGAGUUGAUAUAGUUCUUGGAAUACUUCCCUUCGUGAGAGAUUUACUCCAACGUGGUACCAAAGUUAUUUUGUGCGCGAAUUCAAUGCCGGCUCUGAAUGACGUCACUUAUCCCGAGCUACUGAUCAUUUUACGCGACGCAGCUAAAAUUAGUAAGGACAUAAAGUACGCGUUGAAGGAAAAUCGGCUGAUGGCAAUGGAGACAGCGCAAGCUGGACCUUGUCUGGACCUCAGCCGGUUAAAUUUGGAUUUAUGUAUGGCGAUGGUCAAACACAACGUCGACUUGGUUGUGAUCGAGGGAAUGGGCAGGACACUGCACACAAAUUUGUACGCGAAAAUGAAAUGCGAGUGUCUGAAAUUGGCUGUCAUAAAAAAUCGUUGGCUCGCGUUGAGACUGGGUGGCGACAUGUACGCAGUUAUUUGUAAAUAUGAACGGCCAUCGAGCUCCCAUUCAUUGAGACUGAUAAAUAACGACGGCAAUCAAGAGACCAGCGAUAAAAAGACACUUUGUGUUAAUGAAAAUACGUAAUUUUAAAUAAUUAAUUAAUAACUUUUUUAUUUCAUUUGGAAGAUUUAUAAAUUAACAAAUCACUAUUGCCUUAAAUAUUUCAGUUUAACUGAAUUAUUAUUUUUAAAAAAAUAUAAAUACAAAUUCAAGUAUAGAUAUUAAUAUAAAAAUGUAAAUGACUAGAUUGUAAAAAGACAAUAAGUCGAAAAUUAGUUAUAAAAAUCCACGAUGGAUUGUUUCUGUGAUAAUAAUAAUAAUCUAGGUAAUUUUAAUUAAUUAUUCAUUAACAUUUCAAAUAUUUUAUCUUGUCUUACUUUUUUUUUUGUUUAUAUUGAUAUGUAUGUCGUAAUAUGUAGCGAUUAAAAUUAUUGACUAGAUAUUAUUUAAAAACAAUUCUAAAUUAUUUUUUCCACUAGGUCAACUUUUAUAAUUGUAUAUUUUAUUUAUAAUAAUUAUGGAGCUUCGUAUUUUCAUUUAAUUUUACCAGAAAUUUUUUUUUAAUUCUUGAAUCCGCGGGUAAAAAAUAAUUUCUACCCAAGUCUCUGUCUCGGGAAAAAUAAAUAUAAAUUUAAAUAUUGAAGUCUAUGGGAUCAAAAUCCCAAUUAUUGACACGAUAUUUAACUUUUAUUAUGUACUCCUUAAUCUUAAGGGAGGAAACGGGUCUGAGAUACAAAAAAAAGAGCAGAUUUUUGUGAUUUUUUUUUCAGAGUACCUUCGUUAUUAAAAUUGUCAAAAUUUGUGACACUAUUAGGCAUCAUUUCAAGAAUAUUCUGCUAAAUUUUCAUAAAAAAAUAUCGAAAAAUAAGCCAGUGGUAGUGGGGAGAGACGAGUCACCCCGAGAAAAAAAAAUCUGGCUCCUGUGGGCCAGCUCUGAAACUUCCCGCUGUUUGAGCUCGAAAAUGUUUUAAAUACAUUUUCGAGCUCGAAAAAUUAAUAACGAAGGAACUCUAAAAAAAAAAAAAAAAUCUGCUCUUUUUUUUGUAUCUCAGACCCGUUUCCCCCUUAAAUAAAAUUUUAUUGGUAAUAAAAUUGAAAUUGCGAAACCACAUAAUUAAUAACUUUAUUUUUAAUUAAUACUGACUAAAGCGACUCUACUGGCUACUAUCGUUGUUUAACAUCAAUUAGCUGGCCACUAAAAAUAAACACUGAACUUUGUCCGCAAAAUGUAU